AUGGCUACCCUAGCAACAUUUGUUAUUCUGGCAUUAUUUAAUCCCUUACUCUACUCUCUUCUCAAUGCAUCACCCUCCAUUGGUGUGCUCGAGACGAUAUGGGUGGCUUAUACGUGCACGACGUAUGAGGUCUUCUCGUCUAUCGGGGACUCACCAUUUGUCAUCAUUGAUCAGAUGAAUUUGAAAAAGGUGGAGGUUGAUGUUACCAAAGGAACUGCUUGGAGAGGGGGUGGAACCACCAUUGGUGAGGCUUACUAUCACAUAGCAAAUGCUAGUAAGGAUCGUUAUGGUUUCCCAGCAGGAACCUGCCCUACAGUGGGAAGUGGGGGGUACAUUAAUGGAGGGGGAUUUGGGCACAUGUCUCGGAAAUUUGGGCAUUCUGCUGAUAAUUUAUUGGAUGCGUUGGCGGUAAAUGCUGAGGGGCUUCUAUUGAAAAGGACCGCAAUGGGGGAUGCUAUGUUUUGGGCCAUAAGAGGUGGUGGUGGUGGAAGUUGGGGAAUUGUAGUAGCUUGGAAGCUCAAGUUAGCUGAUAUAAAUAGAAACGUGACCAUCUUUAGAAUUGGUAGAGCCGAAAAGAAAACAGUUGUGAAUUUCGUUCGGAAGUGGCAAGCAAUAGCCUACAAUUUUCCUAAUGGGUUUCAUCUCCGAGCUAUUUUGGCGGCUAAUUCGAGUCGCAUUAUUAUUGUUUCUUUCUCCAAGAAGGGCCUUCCGGUUCUAUCAUUCUUGACCCCUAUGGUGGGAAAAUGGAUGAUUUCGGGCCAGAUGCUAUACCCUUUCCGUAGCAUACGGAACAUAUAUAGAAUUCAAUAUAUAAUAUAUUGGCAAAGAGGAGAAGAAGAUUACAAGUACUUGAAUUGGAUCAAACACUUCUAUGAGUAUACGGAGCCCUAUGUGAGCAAGUCCCCAAGAGAGGCUUAUGUCAAUUACUUAGGCAUAGACUUAGGAGCUGCUAAAAAUGGAACUGCAAGUGAGGAAACGGCAAGAGAAUGGGGUACAAAGGAUUUCCAAAACAAUUUUGAUCGUCUGGUUGGGGUGAAGAGCCAGGUUGACCCUCACAAUGUGUUUAUUAAUCCACAGAGUAUUCCUGUUGACCCGAAACAAGUACAUUGA
Messenger RNA from Amborella trichopoda, 1110 nucleotides. Lineage: Eukaryota; Viridiplantae; Streptophyta; Magnoliopsida; Amborellales; Amborellaceae. The record is from RefSeq and is a predicted model, not a curated record.